This is a messenger RNA of Xenopus tropicalis (tropical clawed frog), 698 nucleotides long. Its product is annotated as autism susceptibility gene 2 protein-like. The coding region runs from base 39 to 680 and encodes 213 amino acids. The transcript has 3 exons. NCBI's taxonomy places the organism in Eukaryota, Metazoa, Chordata, Amphibia, Anura, Pipidae. The record is from RefSeq and is a predicted model, not a curated record.
GGUGUCUUGGUGCUGCUGCUGCUGGUGUUGUGGGUGCAAUGGAUGGCCCACGGUGCAAUGGCUUUCGCAAGAAGAGAAGAUCUAAAUCCCAAAGGGAUCGAGAUAUGAGAUCCAAAAGUGGAUUAGGGGUUGCCAGGACCGGUUCUUUGCUUUCCUCCUCUGGAUCUGAAAAAGAAGACAAUGAGAACCCAACCGGCUCCUCCUUUCCCAGACCCAAACCACCCAGGAGAAAGAGGAAAGAGUCCUCUUCAGCUGAAGAAGACAUCAUUGAUGGAUUUGCAAUGACCAGCUUUGUGACUUUUGAGGCUUUGGAGAAGGAAGGGGCCUUGAUGCCAGAAGAAACAGAUGAAAAGCAGCAGACACCACUAACAAAAAAGAAACGGGAAAUUUUAAGCAAUGGACUCCCUUAUAAAUCCCAGAAGAACAACAAAUUAAGUCCUAACUACGGCUCAGACAGGGAAAAUGACCGCAGUUUGUGCCAGCAGUUUGGAAAGAAGACAUUUCAGAAGAGAUAUAAACAGCUCAAAGCAAGACAGAACAAUUGCAGAGACAGCGACAUUGAGAGCCCUAUGAAGGAAACAAAGCCUUCUAAGCGAAAUGCUUCUCGGGAGAGACUUAGUGAUGUAAGUAUACCAGAAAUAAAAAACAAAUUAAUCUAUGUGUUUGUGUGUUUGCUCUAGUUUGGCUUUCCUUUAUAC